Molecule: messenger RNA, 4494 nt
Organism: Coffea eugenioides
Lineage: Eukaryota; Viridiplantae; Streptophyta; Magnoliopsida; Gentianales; Rubiaceae
Exons: 2
Coding region: 1-4494 (1497 amino acids)
Biological process (GO): DNA integration
Molecular function (GO): nucleic acid binding; RNA-DNA hybrid ribonuclease activity
Source: RefSeq, a predicted model, not a curated record
AUGGACGAUGCGGAGUACGAGGAACAAAUUAAGAAAUUGGCAAUAGAAGCUGAAGUGUUUGGGGUCACGGACCGACCGUUUGUCAUAGAGUUGCCAUUCGAAGAAGAUAACAAGCCUUUUGUCUUAGAUCUCACGCCAGCGGAGAAUGAAGCUUUGAAACCAGUAGUCAUCGAAUUCCCGAAGCAGGAGCCCGUAUUAAGUCUGCAACAAGUGCCGUGGAAUUACGAUGAGCCUAGCAUACAGAUCGGGGAAAAUUCAACUGCAAAGAAGGAAGUGUCAGUAGUUACUAGAUCGGGGAAGACUGUAAAUCCAUUUGAGACUACUACUCCAAUUCAAGCCAAUAGUUCUGAGCCACCCCUCAAACCAACAAUUACCGAGAAAGAAGCCGUGGAUUUCCUUAAACGACUCCAGAGAAGUGAAUACAACAUAGUGGAAAAGCUAAGCAAAUCACCUGCCCAGAUAACCAUGUUGGACCUACUUUUCUCCUCGGACGUGCAUAGGGAUGCAUUGAUCGAUGUAUUAACAAGAGCUCAAAUUCCGAGAGACAUUUCUGUUGAUAAUUUUUCAAACGUGGUGGGGAGUGUAUUAUUCAAGAAGCAAAUUGCUUUUUCUGAUGAUGAAUUGCCGACGGAGGGCAUUGGACAUAAUAAGGCGUUGUACAUAACAGUGAGGUGCAACGGAAAAAUGCUGCCUAAGGUGUUAAUCGAUAAUGGAUCCGCACUGAAUAUCUGUCCGUGGAGUACCUUAGAGAAACUAGGGUUGCAAGACAUCAAGCUGAGGCCUUCAGGGACUAUCGUUCGAGGGUUUGAUGGAGCUCAAAGGGAGCCGAUAGGAGAGGCAGAUUUAGUAAUCGAGAUGGGGCCCGCCCAGUUUCAAAUAACUUGCCAAGUCAUGAACUUCCCAAGCAUUUAUAAUAUUUUACUUGGAAGGCCAUGGAUUCACAAGUCUGGGGCCGUGCCGUCUUCGUUGCAUCAAUUACUCAAGUUCGUGGUAAAUGACAAGCUAAUCACUAUCUUUGCUGAAGAGGACUGCCUGGUGAUCACCGAUUCUGGAGUUAAAGAGGAGGGUAGUCAAAGUGUUACCAUGUCCCCUCACAGCACAUCCGAUAUAGUCUCCGUAAGUUGGAUAACCACGGAGGAACAAACUCCCUCAAAAGCCAGUGUAAUGAUGGCUAGAGAAAUGAUUCGUGGAGGAUACAAAUUCGACAAGGGUUUGGGGCGUGAACUGCAAGGGAUCCUGAAGCCAGUGAAGAUAGUAGAAAAGAGAGAUACCUUCGGUUUGGGUUUCAGACCAACCGCCAAGGAUUUCAAGGAGAUGAAAGAGCGUAAAAGAGCAGAAAAGGAGGGCCGGCAAAGGGCUUUCGAUAUUCCACCACUGUGGUAUACUUUUCCCCGGCCAACUGAAAUAAUCACAUCAGAGGGUAAUUCAACUGAAGAAAUCGAGAAUAGUUUGUCCCAGUUGUUCGUUGGGGCAAUAUUUGAAGACAAUUUCCUGAGCGAGGCCGAAUUUCCUGACAUCCCUGAGGGGUCUAUUUCUAAUUGGACUGCCGAGAGUGGAGAGGUAAGAGUUUGUAUUGACUAUAGAGACCUUAAUAAAGCCAGUCCUAAAGAUGAUUUCCCUCUACCAAACAUUCACAUUCUCUUAGACAAUACGGCCGGACAUGAGAUUGAAACCUUUUGCGAUUGUUUUGCUGGCUACCACCAAAUUUUAAUGGCAGAGGAGGAUAGGGAGAAGACUGCUUUCAUUACCCCUUGGGGUACCUUUUGCUACCGAGUCAUGCCUUUCGGUUUAAAGAAUGCUGGAGCAACAUAUCAGAGGACCAUGACAACCCUAUUUCAUGAUAUGAUCCACCGGGAGAUGGAGGUCUACGUGGAUGAUAUUAUAAUCAAGUCCAAAAGGGCAGAGGACCACUUGGUUGAUCUGAAGAAAUUAUUCGAGAGGUUACGGAAGUACAAUUUGAAGCUAAAUCCUGCAAAAUGCGCCUUCGGAGCACCUGCGGGUAAGCUGUUGGGAUUCAUUGUUAGCAAGAAGGGCAUAGAAAUAGAUCCGGCGAAAAUCAAAGCAAUUCGAGAUAUGCCAGUGCCGAAAACUCAGAAGGACGUGAAAAGUUUCUUAGGGAAGAUCAAUUUCAUUGGGAGGUUCAUCGGCCAGCUAACUGCCACAUGCGAGCCGUUGUUCAAAUUAUUGAGAAAGAAUGUGCCGUUGUAUUGGAAUGAGGAGUGUCAACAGGCUUUUGACAAGAUUAAAGAUUAUUUGUUGCAUCCACCAGUUUUAGUGCCGCCCAAACCGGGCCGACCUUUGAUUAUGUAUUUAUCUGUACUCGAUGGAGCAGUAGGGUGUGUUCUGGGUCAGCACGAUGAAUCCGGAAGGAAAGAACAAGCCAUUUACUAUCUAAGCAAGAAGUUCACGCAGUACGAGGCUGAUUAUUCAUUCAUUGAGAAAAGCUGCUGUGCAUUGGCCUGGGCAGCCCAAAAGUUGAGACACUACCUGUUGAGCCAUACCACUUAUCUUAUUUCCCGAUCUGAUCCUUUGAAGUAUCUUUUGGAGAAGCCGAUGUUGACUGGGCGUUUGGCGAAAUGGCAGAUAAUUCUCUCAGAAUUCGAUAUUGUUUUCACCUCACAAAAGGCGGUCAAGGGGCAAGCUAUAGCUGAUCAUUUGGCGGAAAAUCCAAGGGAUGAUGAUUACCAACCACUCCGUACUUAUUUCCCUGACGAGAGGGUCCUAUUUGUAGGCGCUGCAGAUGAUAUAAGUGAACAAAGUCCUGAAUGGAGGCUUUUCUUCGAUGGAGCUUCGAAUUCUCUCGGAGCUGGAAUUGGAGCUGUUUUGGUGUCACCCGAAGGGAAGCAUUACCCUGCCGCUGCCAAAUUGCAAUUCGCUUGCACGAAUAACAUGGCUGAAUAUGAAGCUUGCAUUUUUGGUCUCAAAAUGGCGUUGGAAAUAGAAAUCAAAGAAUUGAUAGUUUUCAGUGAUUCAGAUUUGCUCGUGCAUCAAACCUUGAAACAAUGGAUAACCAAAGAUUCGAAAAUUCUACCCUACCAUUGUAGUCUGCUUACUUUGGCCAAGCAGUUUCAAAAUUUGGAGUUUAGACAUCUCCCGAGAGCCAGGAAUGCAUUCGCCGAUGCUUUGGCUACCUUAGCUUCUAUGAUCCAGUAUCCUGAUGAAUUGAAGAUCGAACCAAUCCAAGUUCAACUUCAAGACAAGCCUGCCCACUGCUGGGUUACAGACGAGUCCUCGGAUACUAUUCCUUGGUUUAAUGAUCUUAAAGAGUUUCUCAAAACGGGGUCUUACCCUCUGCAUGCUGGUACAAAGGACAAGAGUUUUCUGCGUAGAAUGGCUUCAAAAUUUUUCUUAAAUGGAGAAGUGUUGUACAAAAGAACCUCGGAUUUGAACCUUUUAAGGUGCAUUGAUGAAGAUGAAGCUCAAUAUAUGAUGAAGGAAGUGCAUAGUGGCGUUUGUGGACCUCACAUGAAUGGCCAUUUGCUAGCGAAGAAAAUCAUGAGAACCGGAUACUUCUGGCUUACUAUGGAGCAUGAUUGUAUAAAUUUUGUCCGGAGAUGUAUAAAAUGCCAAAUGCACGGUGACAUUAUACGCGCUCCACCCACUGAACUGCAUAGCAUGACCGCCCCAUGGCCCUGUUCAAUGUGGGGUAUGGACGUGAUUGGUACAAUCGAUCCUCCCGCUUCAAAUGGACAUCGAUUUAUAUUGGUGGCGAUCGAGUACUUUACCAAAUGGGUUGAAGCAGAGUCAUUCAAACAUGUCACGAAGAAGGUAGUGGCCAAUUUCCUGAGAGAUCACAUCAUCUGUCGCUUCGGAGUACCCGAAACGCUUAUCACGGACAAUGCCAAGAAUCUGAACAAUGACAUGGUAGAUGGACUAUGUGAGCAGUUCAAAAUCAAACACCGCAAUUCUGCCAUUUAUAGGCCUCAGAUGAAUGGAGCUGUAGAAGCCGCGAACAAGAAUUUGAAAAAGAUUAUCCGCAAAAUGACUGAAAGGCAUCGCGAUUGGCAUGAAAAGUUGCCUUAUGCAUUGAUGGCAUACCGGACUUCUAUCCGGACAUCAACUGGGGCAACACCGUAUUCACUCAUGUAUGGAAUGGAAGCUGUGUUACCAGCCGAAGUUGAAAUUCCUUCGUUGCGAAUCCUCAUGGAAGCUAAGUUGGAGGAGGCUGACUGGAUAAAGCAGCGCCAUGAACAAUUGACGUCGAUCGAUGAAAGGCGAUUCAAUGCUAUUUGUCAUGGUCAGUGUUAUCAGAAACGGGUGGCCCGAGCUUACAACAAAAAGGUCCAUCGGCGGGCAUUUGAAGAAGGUGAUAAGGUACUGAAGCGAAUUUUGUCGAUGCAAGAUGAAGCUAAAGGCAAAUUUGCUCCGAAUUGGCAAGGGCCGUUCAUUGUCCAAAAGGUAUUACCUGGCGGAGCCCUUAUUCUAGCAGAAAUGGAUGGACGGGCAUUCCCUCAACCCAUCAACUCAGAUAUGUGCAAAAAGUUUUUCAUUUGA